This is a messenger RNA of Achroia grisella, 737 nucleotides long. Its product is annotated as thioredoxin, mitochondrial. The record is from RefSeq and is a predicted model, not a curated record. The transcript is spliced from 2 exons. The coding region runs from base 216 to 662 and encodes 148 amino acids. Gene Ontology annotation, molecular function: protein-disulfide reductase activity. Gene Ontology annotation, cellular component: cytoplasm. NCBI's taxonomy places the organism in Eukaryota, Metazoa, Arthropoda, Insecta, Lepidoptera, Pyralidae.
AUACUGCUUUUGACAGUCUAUGUAGUCUGUGAAAAAAUCACAAGAGUAAGAAAGAAAUAAAUUUUCUUACUUCUGACAUAAGCCGAUUUACAUUGCAUUGAAAAUAAGACAUACUUAACUCAUAAUUUCAGUUUUUAUUGAAAUUUCUUUUGGUUUCUGCAAUUGUAAAUUUCUUAGUUCUCGGUUACUGUAUUUUUGAAUUAUCAAGAAUAAAAAUGUUUUUGAAAAAUAUUUCAAAUCUUAUACGCAGUUCGCACGUUUGUAACAACACGGUUUUAAUGAGAUAUUUUUCUGUAACUUCGAUAAACGGUGACAUUGUUAAAAUCCAAAGUACUGAUGAUUUUAAAGAAAAAGUUAUCAAUAGUAAAGUGCCAGUAGUAGUUGAUUUCUUCGCUACGUGGUGCAAUCCUUGUAGACUCUUGACACCACGCUUGGAGUCCGUUAUUUCAGAGAGUAAAGGGAAAGUGGUUUUAGCUAAAGUUGAUAUUGAUGAACAGUCUGACUUAGCGCUUGAUUAUGAAGUGAGCUCAGUUCCUGUACUGGUAGCUAUAAAAAAUGGAAAAGUACAACAACGACUAGUUGGAUUGCAAGAUACUGACAAAUUGCGAAAAUGGAUUGAGCAAUUUGCAUCGGAGGAGUCAAAAGCUGAAGUUAAAGCCUAAUUGAUGUAAUUACUCUUAGGAGUUCAUAAAUUAUUCAUUGUUACCAAUAUGUAGUUGAAUAAAAAUAUAAAAAAA